This is a messenger RNA of Lacerta agilis (Sand lizard), 5013 nucleotides long. RefSeq lists its product as uncharacterized. Gene Ontology annotation, molecular function: DNA-binding transcription factor activity, RNA polymerase II-specific; RNA polymerase II cis-regulatory region sequence-specific DNA binding. Gene Ontology annotation, biological process: regulation of transcription by RNA polymerase II. The transcript is spliced from 11 exons. NCBI's taxonomy places the organism in Eukaryota, Metazoa, Chordata, Lepidosauria, Squamata, Lacertidae. Bases 211 to 4998 code for a protein of 1595 amino acids. The record is from RefSeq and is a predicted model, not a curated record.
UCAUCUAGUCAAACCCCCAGCAACGCAGGAACCACAGCUAAAGGAUCCCUGACAAAUGGCCCUCCAACCUCUGCUUUAAAAAGAGACUGCCACCUUCCGAGGUAGUCAGGCUGCCCACGGCAGGAAACCGAGAACCGGGCUAAACUAGGCCUGAUCUGGAGAGGUGAUUUUGUUGCCUUCUUAACAUUUCUAGGCCGAGAGAGGGAGAAGAUGGCUGCCGUGGGAAGUGGCGCCGCGAUGUCCUUAGGCCUUCACUACCAGCCAGCGCUUGAGCAAGGACCUCGGCCCGGAGAGGGAACAGGCGAGGAGGAAGACGACGCAGCAGGCCCCAAACCUGACAAGGACGUCAACAAAAGAGCCAGGAAAACCGUUCCGGCCAGCAUGGCGGCGGAGCUCCUGCGAUGGCCGGCCUCGCAGCUAGUGAAGCAGGAGCCAGGCGAUGGGAUCCCGCAGGGCUGGGACGGUCCCUGGCAGGAGUUCCUGAAGGCGGUUCAGUCCCCGCACCCGGGCUGGGGCAACCCGCAGCUGCCCGCGGCAUGGGAGGAGAGCAGCAAGGCCUUUGAGGGAGCCGCCGAUGCCUGGAUGUGGCCCCGAGGGGACUGGGCAGCCCGGCCGUUCUCGGGAGAGCCGCAGCCAGCCCCCCAGCACCCUCCGGAAGGCAGAGACAGGGGCGACGGAGCCAGCGGGAAGUUAAAAGCCGAGAGCUUGAGGCCGGGCCUGGUCAGCGCAGAGUCCCAGCGCCGGCGCUUCCGGCAGUUCGGCUACCGGGAGGCCGAGGGUCCCCGCGAGGUCUGCGUCCGGCUGCGGGAACUGUGCCGCCAGUGGCUGGAGCCCGAGCGGCACACCAAGGAGCAGAUCCUGGAGCUGCUGAUCUUGGAGCAGUUCCUGACCAUCCUGCCUCCAGAGAUCCAGAGCUGGGUGAGGGAGUGGGGGCCGGAGACCUGCGCCCAGGCGGUGGCCCUGGCUGAGGGCUUCCUGAGGAGGCCCCGGGACCCCAAGAGGUGGGAGCAGCAGAUCUCAAAGCCUUUUCAGGAAAUGCCCAAGGCAGAGCAGGCUCCAUCAGACGCGGGGCUGUGGCAGCUGUACAGGGAGGCAAAGCAGGACAGCGAUGGCAGCUCAAUGGCAGGCGAUGGGUGGGUGAGCGAGAAUGAUGAGGAGAAACCUCGGCUGAGAUGUUCCGAGAAAACUGGGCCUUCCGGGUCGUACGGAGAGAACCCUUUCCUAUGUCCUGAGCAGUUGGGCUCCUUUGAAAACCAACACAAAUCAGAGAAUCCACACAACGUCCCCUUGGGAGACGGGGAGUGCAAACCGGGGGCCUGUCCGGGAGUCGUCCCGAAACUUGGCGACCUGGCGGCUCAGGAGAGGAUCCACAAGGACCGGAGGAGGAAAGUGUGCACUGAGUGCGGGAAAGCGUUUGGCCGGAGCUCUGACCUCCUUAAACACCGGAGAACCCACACGGGGGAAAAACCUUUCCAGUGCCUCCACUGCGGGAGAAGCUUCAGCGACCGCUCCAACCUCAUCGCACACCGGAGAAUCCACGCAGAGAAGAAGCUGUACCAGUGCUUGGACUGCGGCAAGAGCUUCUGCCAGAACUCGUACCUGGUCCGCCACCGGAGGACCCACACGGGCGAGAAGCCCUACAAGUGCUCGUACUGCGGCAAAGGGUUCAGCGACAGCUCCAACCUGGUGGUGCACAAGAGGACCCAUACAGCGAGCGACAAGCCCUACCGCUGUCCGGAUUGCGGGCGGAAGUUCAGCGAGCCCUCGCUUCUAGGCCGCCACCAGCGGAUGCACGCCAAGGAGAGGCCGUACAACUGCUCGGACUGCGGGAAGACGUUCCGCCACCGCUCGGAUCUGGUCCGCCACCGGAGGACCCACACGGGGGAGAAGCCCUUCAAGUGCCUGGACUGCGGCAAGGGCUUCAGCCAGAGGUCUCACUGCAGCACCCACGAGAGGCGGCACACGAGGCAGAAACUGUACCCGCAGCACUUGGAGGGGGGGAAAGGCUUCGGCCCGGCCGAGAUCGGACUUCCCGCGAAGGAGGAAGCCGCCGAAGCGGCUCAAAGGAUCGCUACCCAGAAGGACGUGAGGGUGGGGCAUAUGUGUGUGCUUCUCCACACCGAGUGGGGUUACUUAUAUGAUGGGCGCAGAGUGUUCCAUGCAGGCUUCCUAGAGUGGCUACUCUGCGAUGAUGUCAUCUUGAGCAAGGUGCCGCCUCCUUACGAGUGCGAGCUGGCGCUGAAGCUCCUCCCGCACUCGGAGCAUUUGUACGGCUUCUCCCCGGUGUGGAUGCGCUGGUGCCUUACGAGGUGCGAGCUCAUCCGGAAGUUCUUCCCGCAGCUUGGGCAGACCGUGGAUUUCUGGCUGAAGCUCUUCCCGCACUCGCGGCACGGGAACGGCUUCUCCCCGGUGUGCGUCCGCAUGUGGGUCACGAGGUUGGAGCUGGCGCAGAACCUCUUCUCGCAGUGGGAGUUCUGGUUGAAGCCUUUCCCGCAGGUCAAGCAUUUGUACGGCUUCUCCCCCGUGUGGAUUCUCUGGUGGCGGAUAAUGUCGGAGCUCACACUGAAGCUCUUACCGCACUCGGAGCAUUUAAAAAACUCGAGAGUUCCUUCCGGUUGGAAUGCUCGCAGCAGCUGCACAGCAGGAGAUGAAUGGAGGCCGCGUGGAAACAGCUUCUUUUCUCUCGUUUCUAGUCACUGGAGGCUCGGCGACCCUCAAUUAAAAUCUGGAGAGAGGCGAAGAGACCUUGGGAGGCCGCCCUGCAGUAGCGAAGUUGCCGCGAUGUCUGCUGAUCAGGGAGCGCUGCCAGAUUUGGGUGCCACGUUCCCAGCCAAGCUGGAUCGGGCUGUGCCGUCGGUGACAGAGGAGGACAUGGAAGAGAGGGAGGAGGAGGAAGAAGAGGAGGCGGGACCAGCAGACUCCAUGGCGUGGGCAGAAGGAAAUGAUGGUCCCGGUGUCACCCAGGCUGGCAAUGUUGGGGAUUAUUUUCCGAGUUUGCCAGGCCAGCGUGUUAAACACAAACCAGGGCUGUUUGUGGAUGUGGAGUCACAGUGGCGGGAGCUGCCAAGGGCAACAGACUCCCAGAGCUCUGAUGAGAGGUGCCCGCAGGCAUUGGACUCUCCACACCAGAAGAAUACCCAGACUUCACCCUCCAUCAAACUGGAGACUUCACCCUCCAUCAAACUGGAGACAGAAGCCACUGAGUGCCCCACAGAAGAGUGGGAGACCCAAACCCAGCCUGGCCUUGGCAGGGAGUCCCAAGAGGACCCCCCGAGCGUGGAUCCCUCUGGGCCCCUGCAGAAAGAAGGGACCCUGGACGAGGACGCGGUCAUUUCGGAGAUCCAGCGCCAGCGCUUCCGGCAGUUUUGCUACCGGGAGGCGGAGGGGCCCCAAGAGGCCUGCAGCCGGCUGUGGUUCCUCUGCUGCCGGUGGCUGAAGCCGGAGAGGCACACCAAGGAGCAGAUCCUGGAGCUGGUGAUCCUGGAGCAGUUCCUGGCCGUCCUGCCGCCGGAGGUGCAGAGCUGGGUCAUGGAGGGCUGCCCAAAGAGCUGUGCCCAGGCGGUGGCCCUGGCGGAGGGGUUUCGGCAGAGGAAGAGGAUGCCCGAACAGCUGGAGGAGCAGGUGGGGGUGCCGGCAAAAGAGAGAGGCCUGGAUUUCGCUGCGGCAGAAGAGGCUCUGCUGGACUGCGACCCGAACCGGGCUUUUGGGGAGGGUGACACUGUUGCUGCCAGCUCACUGGCAGGCGAGGAGCCGGUGACCCCCAAAGAGCGAGAUCGGCCAGAGCGUUCCGAUGACGAAGACGAAAGAAGUGGGGUUGUGACGGGCAGCCUGGAAGAGGAGGGGGAGCCCCGGUGUGUUAAGCUUGAAGAGGCCUCUGGAAGUUGGCCGGGGCCCAAGGAGCAUCAAGGAAGUUCCCCAGGGGGGGAGCCCGUUCCUCCUCACGAGAGGGACGAGUCGCUCGGUGAAACCGUGAGCCAGCCGAGGAUCCGCACGGUGAAGAACGAGGACGCCGGCGCCAAGGACGCCGGCGGCUUCCCGGACAACUCGAGCAUUAUCGAGUUCAAGAUGACACGCACGGGUGACAUGCCUUACAAGUGCCUGGACUGCGGGAAGAGCUUCAAUUACAGCACCAGCCUCGUCCGGCACCAGAGGAUCCACACGGGGGAGAAGCCGUACAAGUGCUUGGACUGCGGCAAGUGUUUCUGCCAGAGCUCGGGCCUCACGAUCCACCAGAGGAUCCACGCCGGGGAGAAGGCCUACCAGUGCCUGGACUGCGGGAAGAGCUUCCGGGUCAAGUCUCACCUCGUCCGGCACUCCAUCAUCCACAAGGGAGAGAAGCCGUACAAGUGCUUGGAGUGCGGCGUCGGCUUCUGCGAGAGGUCGGAGCUACGGAUCCACCAGAGGAUCCACACGGGGGAGAAGCCGUACAACUGCGCCGACUGCGGGAAGAACUUCUGCCGGAAGGCGGACCUCACCCUUCACCAGAGGAUCCACACCGGGGAAAUGCCGUACACGUGCCUGGAGUGCGGGAAAGGAUUCCGCUGGAGCUCGAACCUCAUCACGCACCAGAAGACGCACUCCGGGGUGAAGCCUUUCGAGUGCGCCGAGUGCGGGAAGAGCUACUAUUCCAACAUGAGCCUUAUCCGGCACCAGAGGGUCCACACGGGGGGAACCCCGUACAUAUGCUCGGACUGCGGGAAAAGCUUCUGCGACAGCACCAGCCUCACCAGGCACCAGAAGAUCCACACGGGGGAGAAGCCCUAUGUCUGCCUCGAUUGCGGGAAGAGCUUCAACCGGAACUCCAACCUUAUCUCUCACCAGAGAACCCACACGGGGGUCAAGCCGUUUCUGUGCGCGGACUGCGGGAAAAACUUCAGGUCCAAGUCGGAACUGCACAGGCACUACACGGUCCAUGCGGAGAGAAGGGGGAGAGGAGCACGUCCGGCGGGGAUCCCGAGGUUCUUCCUCGCGAGAAACCCACAGCGAACGGGAUGUUAGAAUCGAAUAGAGGAG